Messenger RNA from Xenopus tropicalis (tropical clawed frog), 4260 nucleotides. It is a transcript of the gene rhoj, whose product is annotated as ras homolog family member J. Gene Ontology annotation, molecular function: GTP binding; G protein activity; GTPase activity. Gene Ontology annotation, biological process: actin cytoskeleton organization. The transcript is spliced from 5 exons. Lineage: Eukaryota; Metazoa; Chordata; Amphibia; Anura; Pipidae. Bases 649 to 1293 code for a protein of 214 amino acids. The record is from RefSeq and is a predicted model, not a curated record. Gene Ontology annotation, cellular component: plasma membrane.
GCCAGCUCUGUGUGCAGGAUAAGGAACAGGAAGUCUAACUGUGGAGCCUGCAGUGAGACCUCUAGUGUUUUUCUAACUCCAUGUCCUGGCAGAGUUCCUGUACAAUACAAACACACACAGAGCUUCCAUUGUUUCUAGCAGUUCACCAGCCCACUGAUCCUAAUAUGGAAUUCAGCAGGAAACCCAUGAUUUCCUGACACAGAGCAAACCCGAGAAAGACAGGGGGCAAAACUCCAUUAAAAUCUUCAGCGCUCCUCCAUAUUAGACCCUAAAACACAAGGGAAGGAUGGAGUGGAUUAACAGCAAGCUGUGAUCUCUUGGGUUACACAGCAGGAGGGACACGUUCUAUCCAAGAGGUUUAUUGCAUUUGUGUAUUGCUUUUUUUGCACAGAAAAUGUGUGCUGUGUGGGUCAGAAUGAGAUCAUCCUGCAAGUAAGUGUAGCAAUGAAGUGUCUGGCGAUUAGCAAAAGUAUCCCCACACACCACAGCCCUCUCUGAAACACAACCAUGACCAGAGGAUACUGCAACAGCAAAUACAGUUUAUUAUGAUUUCCUGAAAUCUCACUCUCCCAGGAACAGAAACUUGAACUUGGAGUUGGUUUCAUGCGCUGUUUUACCAGUGUGUAGCAGCCGCAGCAGCAGGGAGAAAUGAAUAUGAGGGAGGAAAAUGACAGCACGGGAUGCAGCAGUAUGAGCAGCAUGAAGAGGAUGCUCAAGUGUGUGGUGGUUGGAGACGGCGCAGUUGGCAAAACCUGCCUGUUGAUGAGUUAUGCCAAUGAUGCUUUUCCUGAGCAGUACGUUCCCACUGUAUUUGACCACUAUGCAGUAACAAUAACCGUUGGAGGGAAGCAAUAUCUCCUGGGACUCUAUGACACUGCAGGACAGGAAGACUACGAUCAACUUAGACCUCUGUCGUACCCCAACACGGACGUGUUCUUAAUCUGUUUCUCUGUGGUCAAUCCUGCUUCUUAUCACAAUGUCCAUGAAGAAUGGGUAUCAGAGCUGAGGGCAUGUAUGCCACAUGUUCCUUAUGUCCUCAUAGGAACACAGAUUGAUCUACGAGAUGACCCUAUAACUUUGGCUCGGCUUCUCCACAUGAAAGAGAAACCAAUCACCCAGGAACAAGGAAUGAAGCUUGCAAAAAUGAUCGGGGCACAGUGCUACCUGGAAUGUUCAGCCUUGACUCAAAAGGGCCUUAAGAACGUUUUUGAUGAAGCAAUCCUCACCGUCUUCCACCCAAAGAAAAAGAAGAGGCGCUGUGUGAAAUGUCGCAACUCCUGCACAAUAGUAUAAGGUCACUGCAUAGGGGAUAACUGGUGCUACUGUAUAUAAAUGGGAGCAAAAACUCAUAACUCCAGUAUCGCAAGAUGCAAAUGGAAACCCGGAUUUGUCUGUGAUGAACCAAUCAUAAUGGAGUAUAUGAGCAGAGCAUAUUCCAUAGGCCUGGGACGGUGCCAAGUGUGGAUGUUUAUUGCUGUCUCUCUCACACACUGUGAUAUAUUUCACUGAGCUGAGAUAAAACACAACAUGUGCCUUUUUACUUAUAUAAUGUUCUUAUGGUCUUUGGGAAAUGGGAUUGUGUAACCAUUAUAGUGCAUUUUUAUGAAGUCUUUCCUGGAGCCCAUGAGACUGAAUGCAAUUCCAUGCACACAUUACAGUACCUUACAGUUCAAACCAUUGCUAGGUGGACGGGGGGUCCCUACUUUCAUUUGUUCAUGGUUAUCUCAACCCAGAGCUAAGAGUGAGGGAGUUCCCACCCCCACUGUUACUGGCAGGGCAUUAAAACUAAAGAACGUACAAUACAUUAUUUUUUGUGACUUAAUGGUACUGUCCUCUGCUGUUUCGCUUUAUACGGCAAUAAUCUCCUAAACACUAAGAAAAUGAGAGGAAUUUUAACACUAAGACACAGUCGUCACUACAACUGCCACUCAGAGAACUGUAUGUUGCUUGAGCAGCUGUAUUGUUGGCUUCUGUGGGCUCUUAUUUUCACUGCCAUGUUUUAUAUGACUUACAGUGCUGUGCCACCUCUAACAUAGCUGCAAUUUAGUGCAAAACCUUAUAGUAUUUCUGUAUAUUCAGUCCUGUUGAGAGACGUUUUAUUGUCAAAGCUGGACCAGAAUGUUGAAUUUUUAAUUGUGCCUUUCAUUUGACUUUUGAAGGUCUGGCGCUCCAUCUCUCCAUCUCUCCAUGUACCCUAUUUCACAGGCAUUUAUUCAUUUACAUGUUCUCAUAGGGGGUCAAAAUGAUCCUUUCAGAGGAGGAUCUCCUGGUGAAUCCCAGUUUAGAACAGUUCCCAUCAGCCCCUUCAUAUUUCCACCAUAAGCCGAUAUAACACCUGAAACAUGUAGCACUAUCACUAACUGUUGUGAGAUUGGGCAAAAAUGUCAGGUACUCUGGUGAGUCCUAUAAGGGCCAGUCCAACUGCUCUCAUGUUAUGAUACAUCCCUGAACCUGGGCUCAUCUCUCUACAAUGCUGGAAAAUACAGCAGACAUUUUGCUUUUUGUCAUUUCACUCACACAUUUCUGUCAUUUAAGUCUCACGAUGACAUUAUAUACUUUACAUUUCACAUUGCCGUUGUAUGUGUUUUUUUUAUAUACAAGACACAAGAUGGGCCCAGCAUUUAGAGGGGGUAUAGGGUAGAAAUACAUGAAUAAGAAAAGAGAAACGUUGAGUCGGAUUCUAUUUCACUGUUGAUGAGCCAGUCUAAAGUGCAGCUAUUAAGGACCUGAAUUCCAGAGAAGCCUCAGAAGGAAAUGAUUUAAAUCUAUUUUAAGCCAAAGUUAUUGUCUGGUUUUUUAACUCUGACAUCCAAUGAAACAGAUUGCCCAUGGGAUUUAUAUCCAGACAGACAGGAAAAGUAAGUGUUCCCUUUUGCUGUCUGUUUCCAGCUCACAAUUUGUAUUUUAAAGUGGCUCGGACCAAUAUGUCAGUUGUACUGCACUAGCACAAAUCCAAGUACAUUAUAUGUGGUGAAAAUUCAUUUUGAAUAAUCCUUUACUACUUUACUUAUUUGUAUCUUUUCCUCUGUAUCUUCUCCAGGCCUCAUUUAAAGUGCAGGAUAAGAGUAUGCCUAUACUGACAAGGCUUUAGGAUAGAAGGCUUCAGGGUUGCUUGGUACCAAAGGAAAGAAAUUGAAUUCAGGAGAAAACAUUUAAUCACAGGCCAGCCUGUAUCUCCCCCUCCUGUGCUGCGAUUGAUGGUAGGAAGUUCAGAGAUGGCUGACAAACUCAUUAGCUUAAUAUUUGUAGGUUUAUUUGAAGGUACAACACCAUUUGUAUUAUACCUGUGUAAAACAACCUCUGGCCAAGCAGAAGCAAAGCAAAGAAUUAUUUUGGGCUGCAUUGUGCCUCUCACAAAGUGUAACAGUGGGAAUUACUAUGUCUAUACUGUGUGCCACAUAUAAUCUUCUAUCAUUGCUUAAUGUAAUGCCUUAAAUCUUAGCAGGGCUUCUAAUUUAGUGACUCUGCAACCCAUGUUACAAGAAUUUGUCAGGCAGAGGGGUCACCUGCUGUAUCAUAUGCAAUGUCAUGCUAACAACACAGACAGAAAAGCAGUAUUUAAUCAAGCAAAAUAGCAUACAGAAAGAUUCUAUUCUAGUUCUUGGCUUUAAUGGUAAUCACACUUUGUGGCCUACAGACCAAUGAAAAUGCCAUAUUUAUUUCCCUUGAGCUCAGGGAGGUGGGAAAUCCAUCUUGAUGUCAUGGCUAAAACUUUCCCUACAAUAUUGCUUGGAGAAGGCAAGGAGAACUGUGAUGUUCAUGAAUCGCUCUUAUACGAUAUACAAUACAAUAUACAAUAUUCUAGAAUUAUUUUGGAAAUGUUUACUGAUGGUUUGCUGAAAAUAAUACCUGACCUUCGUUUCAAACAGAGGCAUGAUGUAUUUAAGUGUGGCGCAGAUGAAAGUGAACGCCAUUUCUUUGCCAGAGACCCCAUUCUGGGAUGGUCAUGGAUCCCCACAUGAGAACUGCACAGCAUGUUCUCGAGUGCACAUACUUGGGUAUCAUGAUAUGGUCAUAUAAUACUAACUAUUGUAGACAACUUUAAGAAAUCAUGUCUUUUUUUCAGGAACUAAAUGUUAAGCUACAUGUAUUAGAUUCCCUAUCCCUAAUGUAACAAAGCUAUAAGGAUCUGUUAUUGUUCUAUGGUAUCUUUAUUCUUAUAUACACAUUACAUGAAGGCACUGCGCUGCAUACAUAACUGUAUGGAUGGAUGUCUUUGCCUAGAUAAAGUGUGCAAAAAUAAAAUUUUAAAAAAACUUG